Molecule: messenger RNA, 10389 nt
Organism: Cladocopium goreaui
Lineage: Eukaryota; Dinophyceae; Suessiales; Symbiodiniaceae
Source: the annotation of a GenBank genome assembly
AUGGCCAUACUGGAAGUCCUGAAAUGGACUACGUUCAGCACUACGACUGAGGAAUCGACUUCAACAGAAGGCAAAGCUGGAGUGCCGAGGUUUGAUGGAGACCCAGCACGACUCAGCGAGUACGCCUUCAGGGUUCGCCUUCGACAGGCGAGGGAGCUCAGCAUGGCCGAGGACGAGGUGAAGAAGCUUGGACCUCUCGCUCUACGGCUAGUUGAUGGACUUCGUGGAGCAGCUCUUCAGGUGGCGCGCACCUUGCCCGUCGACGAGCUCGCCAACAAGGAGAAAGGAGUGGAAUUCCUGCUGAAGAGCCUGAAUAGCUCCUUAGCACCGAGGAGCAAGCAGGAGGCCAGGGAUCUGUACCAAGCCGGGGCACAGAAUGGCGGGAUUCUCAGCAGACAGCGUGGAGAAUCCAUCGCCAGCUACGUUCUGAGGAGACGUGCCUGGUACAGAAUGAUGACGGACCUGGACCCAGACCUGAAGCUCCCACCAGGGAUCUUGGCCGAGCAGUUGCUGAUGAAUGCAGGGAUCAGCGAUGACCACAGGUUGCUGAUCAGGACGGCCAUCAAGGGCGACAUGGACUGGGAGAAGGUCUGCGAAGAGCUCGUGGCCCAGCACAGCAGGAUUCACGAGAAAGAGAAGGGCAGCAGUUUUGGAAAGGGCUACAAGUCCUCAGCUUUCAAGGGCUUUGGAAAAGGGAGCAACCCUUCCAAAGGCAAGUGGCGCUCCUACUUCGUUGAGGAUGACGACCAGCAGGAUACAUGGGAGAGCGCUUCACAGUCCCUUGGUGGCUACGAGGACUACAUCGACGACACCACUGUGUACCAUGCCGAGACUGCGGAGCCCUACAUGGAUGACGGCGACCCCAUCCACAUGGCCUACCAGGCAAUGGUUGAUGAAGGUCUUGAUGAAGAAGACCCAGAGGCGGUCGAGCAUGCGGCCGACAUCCUUCAGGCGGAAUCAGAGGCCUACCAUGCGCGGUUGCGCGCACAGUCCACAGGCCACUAUGGCUUUUGGGGCAAGGGACAUGGCCGACAAUUCCAGGUACAUGGAAGCCUGAGCUUGGAGGAAAAGAGACAGCGCAUCCAGGCACUGAAGUCAAAGUCCUCUUGCCGGCAAUGUGGACAAGUUGGACAUUGGGCAAACGACCCGAUCUGCCCGAAGGGAUCCAGAAAAGGGAAAGGCAAGGGAUCUACAACGUCUACGACAAGUACGGCAUCGACGAAGGGAAACAAGUCCCACAAAAGCAAGGGAUCAGAGCCCAAGCAGCGCACCGUCUACUUUGCGAUCAAUGAGUAUGACGAGCACACCACUGCAGACUCCAGCAGCUACAUGGUGACAGGCAACCUGACGGAUGCAGAGAAGACAGCAGAUGAGAUGCUGGAUGCAAUGAUUGCCCAAGCGCAACUGGAUCGAGACCAUCGAGAUCGAGCUCAUCAAGUUCCCAUGAGGCUUCAAGCAGGACAAGUUCACGGAGUUCCACAUCAAGGACAAGAUCUACAUGGUCUACCUCAUGGACAUGCUGGACAAGAUGGACAAGGACAGCCGUGGCAAAUGGUGGCACCCUUUGCAGUGGAGAACAUUCCAUUGGCACCUCAGAUGAUGCAGAGGCUGCUGAAUGAGCAUGAGAGGCUGAUCAACGAGCCUGAGACCCCAUUCUUCUCAGCCUGGGGAUGCUCACCUGAACGAAGGGCCUAUUUGGAGUACUACCUGGAGGUUGUCAACGACCACACAGAUCCAGAUUGGCAAGAUGCGUAUCAGGAGAUGUGGAAUGAGCGAGUGCCAGGGCAUCCACUCUUUUGUGAGUCCGACCGCAUCAAUUUGGUGAGGUGGGAUGCAAAGGCGCGACAGGGAUUGCCUCAUCUACCAGCACAUGUGAUGAGCCCCAUACCCGAGGACGAGAUGGACAGAGAUCUCUUUGAAGAUGAUCAUGACCGAUCACAAAGGCUGCGCAAGAAGUACGGCAUCGACCCUGACCAGACACCAGGGAGCCUGAUGACACCAUCUACCCCGACAUCUACUGAAUGCAUCCAUGCCAGAACCACGACGCAUGGAUCCAAUGACCGUAAGAGGAUCCUGAAGUGCAAAGACUGCGGCAUGGUCUUGCAUGAGGAGAAGCUCACACCUGCGGAGAAGAUGAAGACAACAUCUCCCAAAGAAUGCCCUCACGAUGACCGUGACUACAGAGGCACCACCGGAAGCACAUGGAAGUGGAGAUGCAAAACUUGUGGGCACACCGCAUCAGGUGAGAAGUCUCCUGGAGAAACUGCCCGAGCCGCCAGUGCCAGAUCAGAAGGAUCUGUAUCGCCAGCUCCGACGACGCCAUUGAGGACGCCUCAGGUUUCACCUGGCUCUACGAUGGCAACAGCGCAGGAGGACUAUGAGGUGGACAGGAUCGUCGACCUGGUGAGGCACGUGGUGGAUGUUCAGAGAGAAAUGGGGCAGGUGAUCUCGCUCAACCAGCUGGACAAGAUCUAUGACAGGUGCCGCAGUGCAGUGGCCAAUGAUCCUCGACGACAGCAAGCUCAACCAAUGAGGUCAAGAAGUGGCAGUGCAGCAAGAUCUUCAGCACCAGCGGCAGCAACACCAACUUCGGUGGCACCCUCUCCAACGACUCCUGGCCAAGCUGAAGAUGUGCAUGCACUGGAUGACAAGAUCCUGCAGUCAGGCGCUUACUAUGGGCGCACCUAUGCCAAUGUCUACUGCAAUGAGAUGAACUACCGCAAGGCGAUGAUCGGAAAGCUGAAGAAUGGAUCUUUGAGCAACCCCCACAUCAUCGACUUUGCCAAGUAUGCGGCCCGACGACAUGAAGAAGAACAUUCAGGUUCGAGAGCCUACAUGGUGGCUGAACAUCCUGGACAAGUGGAUGAAGACCGCAUCAUGGCAGUCCUCGACACGGGUUGCAACAACACCUGUCAUGGUGACAGAUGGAUGAUAAAGUACAUGCAGAAGACCGGCUUCAACCCCAAGGCAGAGAUGGCCGACGGCAACUUCAAGGGUGUUGGAGGCCGAGUUAUGGUGGCUUGCAAACGAGAGAUUCCGAUCCACCUCAAGAGCUUGGAUGAUGAGAUGGUCCCAGGUACAAUCACCUCAGUGGAGCUUGAAAACUCAGAUGCUCCACUGUUGCUCAGCGCAGGUGCACAACAGCGAUUGGGCCUGGUGAUUGACAUGGGGAACCAGACGAUCUACAGCAGGACUCUGGAUAAGGAGCUGGAGCUGAUCAUGCAUAAUGGCCUGCCUUCGAUCGUGCUUCAUCCUGGAGAACAUGGUCUUGGCAACAUCGUGCUCGCCGUCACCGAGGAGCAGAUUGAUCUCAAGGACGUUGCACAGAAUGACGAGACUUCUGAGGAUGAAGACAUGGCCAAGUAUGAGGACAAGCUCUCCAAUGACGAGUUGGACAAGAUCAAUCGUGGUGGCAGCGACUAUAUGCCCAUCACCGAGGGCAGAGUCAAGGUGAUGACGCGUAAGCAACGCAAACACCUUCAAGAAUCACUGGAAGAAGUGGAGAAAGAAGACUGCGCAAUGUGGUCCACGCUGUCACCGGACUACAAGAGGCCGAAGAGAAUGCUGCCCAGGGGAUGUAAGUCAUUUCUCAUGGAGAUCUUCGCUGGUGCGGCGACCCUCAGUUGCCUUGCUGUCAACAUGGGCCUUGACAUCUCGCCGCCCAUCGACAUCGCCUAUGAUGACAGAUACAACCUUUUGAAGAAGGCGAACAGAGAUCACCUUGAGAAAUUGAUUGAGGACGAAGACCCUUUCUUGCUCACACUUGCCCCAGUAUGUGGACCUUGGAGCAGCUGGCAGUACGUCAACAUGGCCAAAGAUGAAAGCACCAGGGAGAAGAUCAUCCAGCAGCGCAAAGAAUGGUACCCUGUCCUUCAGUGGGUAGCCAAGAUCGUCAGAGCGAGAUUGGCAAAAGGCCGUGAAGUGCUGGCUGAAAACCCAUGGCCAUCGCUUCUAUGGCGAUUGCGUUGUGUGGAGGACCUCUUCACGGAGCCCGUCUACAACUCCAUCACGGACGAGCCCCUGGAGCUGGUGAGGAUUGACCAAUGCAUGUAUGGCCUCAUGGAUGAGGAGACAAGUCUACCAGUCCAGAAGGCCACAGGACUACUGCUCUCAUCUCGCAAGAUGAAAGAGCUCCUUCAACUACGUUGUGAUGGGCAACAUCUACAUCAACGACUUGAAGGAGGAUCGAGAACGAAGAAGGCUGAGCAGUGGCCUGAGAGCCUAUGCUUCUCCAUUAUCAUGGGUGCGGUUGAGGAGAUGAAAAGUCAAGUGGUGCAACUUGCAUUUGCGACCGAAGCCGCACAAGAAGAACAAGAAGAAAUGGGUCCGCUUGAUGGAAUUCAUGGACCUGAUGACGCUGAGGAGAUGCCUGCGAAACGGCAAGAAGACUAUGAGGAGAAGUACGUGGACAACACCGACGAGAUCGUGGCGCACAAAGAGAAGGUGAGAAGAGACAACUGGCUGAAGAUCAGCAAGGACCAAAGAAUAGCCUUGAGGAGAUUGCAUGCGAUGAUGGGCCAUUGCUCAACGGAAGCCCUCAUCCGCAUGUUGCGAGCAUCUGGCUGUGACCGACGAGUCAUUCAAGCAGCCAGAUACUUCAGAUGCCCGAGCUGCGAUGAGAUCAAGAAUCAAGAUCGACCACGAGUUGUCAAACCCAUGAAGGAGCCCCACCAGAUGCAGUUCAACAAGGAGGUGUCGAUUGACGUCUUCGAACUCCACGAUGCCAUGGAAGCUCGACACACGGUGCUGAGUAUGGUGGAUGUGGCCACGCACUACCAGAUCGCAGUGAGACUUGGAUCUGGAGGAACACCGUCUUCGAAGAUUUGUGCUGAGGCCAUGAACCAGUCUUGGUCCACACCUUUUGGUGCACCUGGAGCUGUGGUAACUGAUCAAGGAGUUCACAAUUCUGGAAAAGUUCGAGGGCUACUUUUGGCACAUGGCGUGGACAUCAGAAGAAUUGGUGCACAAGCACCGCACCAACUUGGCAUCGGCGAAAGACAUGGUGGUUUGCUGAAGGCCAUCAUGAAGAAGGCCAUUCACAACAGACAACUGGCCGGUGCUGAAGCGAUGUCAGCCUUGUGUGCCGAAGCAUCGCGUGUGAAAAAUGUGACAAUCAACCUGGGAGGUUUCAGCCCUGCACAGUGGGUCUUAGGACACACACCAACUGAUUGGAGCAGCUUGGUUAGCCAUGACGGAGAAAGGCAAUUGGGUCUACACCAGAACUUGGUUGAUAUGGAGGAGGAGAAGACCCCACAAGAAUCAUUUAUGAUUCAGCUGCUCAUUCGUCAAGCUGCCAAGGAAGCUUUCAUGCAGGUGGACAGCUCCCAGAAGAUCAGAAAAGCGAUGCUGCGCAAAGCUGCACCCAUCAGGGGACCAUAUCGUGUGGGCAACAUGGUCAAUUUUGAGAGAAAAGGAAAGUGGUAUGGACCGGCACGCGUCCUGGCAUAUGAAGGACGUGCCUCACUGUGGUUGGUCCAUGGCGGUGUGACCAUUUUGGUGGCAGAAACAUCGUGCAGACCAUCUUCAUCCGAGGAGAUCUUCAAGAAGAACAUCCUGGAGCAACGCCCGAUCAGAAAGAGAAGAUAUCAAUUGAUAUCACCAGAUGAAGAGGAGGACAAUCCAAUGGAACAAGUACCAUUUUCAAGAGAUGGUGAUGAAGCGAGGCAUUUGCGGCCAAAGUUUGAUGGACAAGCACCCUACGUGGACGUGGCCGAUGCCCCGACUGUGAUGCCAUUGGAAGCCCCUGGACAAGAACAUCCAGCACCACCUGGAAUGGCUGCUACCCCAGGAGGAUUUGCUGAUGGAACCGCUGAUCAUGGUGCACCACAACUUCCAGAACUGCCUGAACCAUCUCCAGAUCCAGAUUUUGAGGUGUUUACACCACCUGGAUUAGAUGAUGAUGAUUUGGUGCCCAGCCUAUCGACCAGCGACACGAGCGGCCAACCGGAGAAUGAGGUGAGCCCGGAGACUACUAUGUCUGAAGUGACCUCAACUUCCAAUGCAGCACCUGGACUACCUCCUGGACUACCUCAACUUUCUGCUCUACCUGUUCAACAUCAACAACAUCAUCAAGUACCAGCAGGCACAUUGAACGAGGCACUUCGCGAUCCUGGACGUCUUGAUGGAUAUCCCAGAUCCUACGUGGCCUAUAAGGAGGACAAACAGUUCGCCUUUGUCGCGACCAGAGGAGACAAGAAGGUGACCACGAAGGUGAAGAAGUAUGCGAAGCGCAAUCAAAAGACCGGAGCAGGCAGAGAGGUGAUCUAUGACAAACAGGAGCCCGAGAUCCAGAAGAAGCUCGACGCAUCACGUCUGAAAGAAUGGAACAAUUGGAAGACCUACACCAAUGGGAAGUGGAUUUCAGAAGCUGAACUACAGCAGAUGAAGAAGGAACACCCUGAGAUGAAGGUUAUUCCAACGAGAUGGGUCGAAGUUGACAAAGCAGAAGUGGGACAAGAACCUGUGAUGAAGUCCCGCAUCGUUGUGCGAGGUGAUUUGGAAGAUGCCAGCCGGAUGAGAACUGACUCACCAACCUGCAGUCAGCUCAUGCUGUCAACAGUGUUGACAAUGGCAGCAUGCAGAGACGUUGAUCUCUGGGCCGGCGACAUCUCUGCGGCCUUCCUUCAAGGUUCAGCCAUGGACCGCAUUUUGGUGUUGAAGAUGCCAAAAGGCUUACCUGAAGAAGAUCAAGGAGAAUACUAUGUGGUCUCAACGACCGUCUAUGGCACCAAAGAUGGACCUCGAGGAUGGUACAAGAACCUCCACACCACAACGAUGAAGGUUGGACUACGACCUGUACCUCAUGAACAAGCUGCGUUCGUGCUCAAUGAUGAGAAUGGUGGAAUCGCUGGACUGGCGAUUGUGCAUGUGGAUGACAUCCUAUGGACUGGCGAGAAGCUCAUGGAGGAGAAGAUGCAGGAGAUCAUCAACAUCUACAAGUUCGGCAAGGUGGAGAAGAAUGACUUCAAGUACUGCGGACGUCAGAUCGUCAAGGACUCCACAGGCGUGCAUGUGACUUGCCCAAGUCUCAUAGAUCGAGUCAAGCCGAUCUACAUGAGCACAGCUGAAAGAAAGAACAAACACGGAGCAGUCACUGAAAGCUACAGACUGCAGCUUCGCUCAGUGAUUGGUUCAUUAGCUUGGUUGGCAAGGGUUUGCCGCCCUGACCUCGCCUACUCGGUGAACUAUCUGCAGUCGCGUGUCAGUCAAGCGACAUAUGGAGAUGUGGCAUUUGCAAACAAGGUGAUCGCCAUCGCCAGGGCCUCCAAGAAUGUUGGCUUGCACUACCCGCUCAAGGCCUUUGACUUUGACAAGGCGGCGAUCGUGGGACUACAAGAUGCUAGCUUUGCAAAUGAUGCUGAAGUGAAUGAAGCUGGAAAGACCUCAGGAUUCAGGAGCCAAAGCGGAAGACUCCUAUGCCUGAGUGGUCCUGACUUUAAGACUUCUCGUCAGGGACCAUUGCUGUUGCUGGAUUGGCACAGCACAACGGUCAAGAGAGUCUGCCGCAGCACUCUCCAAGCUGAGACCCUUUCGCUGUUGGCUGGAAUGGAAGAAUGUGAACAUCUACGGAUGGUACUCCAUGGACUACGCCGAGAACACCAUCGGUAUGACAAGUCAUGGCAGGUGGAAGCGAUGGACUACAUCCAUGUGGACCUCUUCACAGACUGCCGGAGCUUGGAGGAGUACGUCAACCAGCCGGGUCUUCAUUCGACCAGUGACAAAAGACUGGCGAUAGAUCUAACAGGGAUCCGCCAGCAAAUCUGGCGAAAGCUGCAGGAAGAAACAGGUGAUCCACUGAUCACCGACAAAUUGCCAGCAGAAGCCACGACAAAGCUUCACUGGCUAUGCACAGAAAAGAUGGCCGCGGACAGCCUAACCAAGGCGAUGCGUCCCGGCACUUUGUCUCAGGAGUUUCCGCCCAUCACCAUCAGCAAAGAUGCAACCUUGGCUCAGCUGAAGGCAGGGCAGUUGGGGAUCAGGGAACUUGGAGGUUCCUUUCAAAGUGGCUCGCUAGAUUUGAAAAAGGUUGUAACGACAUGGUGGUUCUCCACUGGCAGCAUCUUCGAUUCGCAGAUCAUGGAGGAUUUCCCCGCGCUUCCAGCGGCCGCCAUGCCGGCUGAAUCACCAGCCCUCCAAAUGCCUCCAGAGGCUGCACCAGCUCCGCCGCCCGUGUCGAAGUUGAAAAGUCUGGACUCCUUCAAGGUGAAAGAAGAUCCUCCGCGCGAGCCCAUGCAAGGUUUCAUUGCCAUCUUUGAGGAGAUGACACGUUUGCACAUGCGACUUCUUGAUGCACAUGAAGUUGAGAUGCGAGGCACCUCCAUUAGCCCCAGGACCAUCACUUUGGGCUCCCCAAAAAGCCAGCCGGCAGUGGGCGAAGUGAAGCGGGGACCGAAGACAGUCGCGGUGAGUCUCAGCGAGCCGGUGGAGGACGUAUCGUUCCCCCCGCAGAGGGAUCUCUCGCGGUUCUCCAUGGAGUCCUCGGGGCAAGAGCAGCCCAAGGGGAUGUCCGAUAAAUUGAUGAAGGAAGCGAGGCAGAAAACUGUGGACAUGGAACAGAUGUUGGAGAAUAAUUCCAUGGACUCCUGCUCCCUUCAGCUUAGGGAGGAGUGGGAUUUGCCUCAGGAGAAGAUUUUAGAGUUGAAAAAGACCCAGAGGAGGUUGUCUUGUGGAAGUUUGGCCAGCUUGGCCAAGCCAACGAUUCGAAGGCAGUACUUGGUGCAGAUUAAAUCGCCUUGUCCGUGGUAUAUUUUAAACCCCAACUCCUCCAAGCGAACCUUUUGGGACUGUUUGGCGCUGCUGGCGGUCUUGUUUGAAGUUUGUGUCACUCCACUCCAUCUUUAUCGAAUGGACUUUGCGAUGCGGGAGACUGCGGAUUUGAUGGGUUGGAUCGUCACGGGCUUCUGGUUCCUUGACAUUCCCGUCUCCUUCUUCACCGCCGUCUACAUCAAUGAUAUGCUUCGCUUUGGGCUGAAAGACAUUGCAAGGAACUACUUGAAGACCUGGUUUUUCUUUGAUUUUAUAAUGCUGGUGCCCGACAUCAUCAUCCUUCUAUUGCCCAACUUGGACGAUGGCACCACAGGUCUUCUUCGGAUCUCCCGCGCGCGCAGAAUGUUUCGAUUGUUGCGCUUUGUCCAGAUGUUCAGGUUUUCAAAAAUCUUGGACAAUAUGCAGCUCUUUGAACAAACCUUUUUGUUCGGAGUGAUGCAGAAUGACCUGGCGACCAUCAUCCGGCCGCUGUUGUCUGUGAUUCUGGCCUCGCUUGUGUCUGUGCACGUGCUGGGCAGCCUUUGGUUUGCAGUGGGGGACACUGAAGGCGGUUGGGUCAUCGAGGAGCGGCUCCAUGAAGAUGUCUUGGGCAGGCAAUACACUCGCAGCUUGGAGUGGGCCCUGUCCAAGCUUCCGCCGUCUUCUCUGCGUAUUGUUGUCGAGCUGAAAACUCCUGCGGAGCGAUGGUUGGGCGUCAUUGCGACCUGCUGUGUCUUGCUGUCCAGCUCGCUCUUCGUGAGUGUUGUGACCAACACCAUGGCAGAUGUGAACCGAAAGAGGACCCGGACCAAAGAGAUCCUACAGGCGGUACGAACCUACUGCGGUACGCACGGGGUUUCCUUCUCCUAUACCAUGCAGAUUAAGCGCUAUGUGCAGCGGGAGUAUGCCCGGAAUGAGUUGCAACAGCACAUGCCGCUCUUGCAAAACCUUCCGGAAGGCAUGGUCAAGGAGCUGUUCCAAGAGGGCCGCAGCGACACCCUACGCGGCCACGCUUUUUUUCGAGAGCUGGGUCAAUCGGAUCCCUCCAUGGAACUGAAUCUGUGCAGCCAGGCCGUGGCCGAAUUGCACCUAUUGGCAGGCGAUACCAUCUUCAACACCACCAGCAAGGUUCAAGGAAUGUACAUGUUUGCAACUGGUCUGGGAAUCUAUUUCUACUUUCCACCAUAUGGGAACACACCCCGGCCUUCACAAGACAGAUCCAUCAAACCCAAGACCAAACGCCAUACGCACAGCGCUGCAAGCAUCCUGGACUUGAUCGUAGGACCGAGCAUGACCAACGUUCAGCGGAUCGACAUGGGGAUGGCGCAGACUAUGCUGGAUGCUGGGGAAUACCUAGCGGAGCCGGCCUUGUGGGUCAAAGGUUGGAGGUACCAAGGUCAAUUGCAGGCCCUGGUCGAAAGCAGAGUUUUGCUCAUCUCCACCGAGCAGUUCUUUCAUGUGUGUAAGGACUACGCCAAUGUCAUGGCCAACACCGUGGUCUACGCGCGCUGCUUUGUUCAGGAGAUGAAUAAGAACACCAACCUCUCCAAGGAAGUCACCGACUUGCCACUGGCGCCUUUGGGUAACUCCAAACCACUGAAUCCCAGCAUGAGCAGCCGAAGAGUGCACCCGGCCACGCAAUGA